CUGCCGAGCGUCAGUCCGAGGAUCACUUUCAGACGGUACGGCUGCUCGACUCGUCUCUGUCUCUCUUUCUCUCUCUCUGCCACCUAUUUUUUUUUCGCCUCGAGUCUUGUUUUUUUUUUUGUUGCUCCUACGUAUACUCGCGACUAGACACGGCGUCCUCCGACUUUGCUUCCGAGUCGAGCUGUUUUUUUUUUUUUUUUAAUUUAAAUUUUUUACCAACGCGACAAAAAAGUAUCGAGUGUGUUUUAACGAUUCGACGAGCCGAAAGUUCGACGGCUCGAGCUUCGAUCCGAGCUGGAUGAAGGAAAAAAAACAACACAAACAAAGCAACGGAGCAUUGUCGAUCGUAUAAGCUGUGAAUCACGAGUCACUGAUCCGCGAUUCAUUAAAACCCAAUCAAAGUGUGUAUGUUUUACCGAAGGAUAAGGAGAAAAAGCAACGAGCCAUUGUAAGAUGAGAGACUGUGCUCGAUAUAUGUGUAGUACUUUACGAGACCAGUGAAUACAAACACGCGAGCUCGUAUGCGCCCAUUAGAGUGAAAACAAGUGAGUGAUACCAUUAUAGACACGAGAGACGCCGAGUGCCAUAGAUUUCGCUUCCUCGUAUGUUUGUACUAGAGUAAUUUUUCUAUCGAUAAAACAAAAUGCCAACCAAGGAAGAAGAGAUGCAGCGAGAGAACAUCAGGCGGCUCUUCAGUUGGAGCAACGGCAUCAUAAGCGACGGCGCGGAAACAGAUACAGUCGAGCCUGAGACCUACGGGGUAGCGCAGAGAAGGAUGCAGUCCAGCCCCGACGUGGAGGCUCAGGUGCCGACGAGCGUAGUAGCCGCAGCCACUCCGGGCCUCAACAACCAAGCAUGGAACCGACAGCAGGCCGUCUGCGUCAGGCACGCGUUCAAGACUUACGGCAGCAGCAAAAAUCCCAAUCACGUUUUGCAGGAUCUCAACUGUACCGUGGCCAAGGGCUCCAUAUACGGCCUGCUCGGUGCCAGUGGCUGCGGCAAAACGACGCUGCUGUCCUGCCUCGUGGGCAGACGACGGCUGAACUCGGGCGAGAUAUGGGUACUGGGCGGCAAACCAGGCACCAAAGGCUCGGGCGUGCCCGGCAAACGAGUCGGCUACAUGCCCCAGGAGAUCGCCCUCUACGGCGAGUUCACCAUCCGCGAGACCAUGAUGUACUUCGGCUGGAUAUUCGGCAUGACCACCGAUGAGAUCGUCGGCAGGCUCAAGUUUCUGCUGCAGUUCCUCGACCUGCCCUCCCAGAACAGAAUGGUGAAGAACCUCAGCGGUGGUCAGCAGCGACGAGUCUCCUUCGCCGUUGCUCUCAUGCACGAUCCCGAGCUGCUCAUCUUGGACGAGCCCACGGUCGGUGUGGAUCCCCUUCUUCGACAGAGCAUCUGGAAUCAUUUGGUUCAAAUUACCAAAGAUGGCAACAAAACGGUUAUCAUCACGACGCAUUACAUCGAAGAGGCACGACAAGCCCAUACGAUCGGCUUGAUGCGAAGUGGUCGAUUACUGGCGGAGGAGUCGCCCCAGGCCUUACUACAAAUCUACAAUUGCCCAACCUUAGAAGACGUAUUUCUGAAGCUAUCGAGAAAACAGGGAGCUUACCCUCAGCCAGCGGCGGAGCUCAAUAUAUCGAACAACAUCAGUCUGAAAACAAAAAUGUUUCUUGUUUCCGGACCGAAGGCCUCGUUGAAUUGGGGCAAAAAAGACGAGCCCGUUUACGUGACCGAGGAGUCGGGUGUCGUUGGUCUUAACUUCCAUCAGAGCAAGGAGGUUUUGAUACACGACACGACCAAUGGGGUAGGCAGUCAUUAUGACCUCAAUGGAAAACCCUUGCCUGGAGCUAAAGAGCAGACCGUGGAGUGCGACAGCUGCGACUUUGCCGAUUGUUACAGUAUUACGACCAAGGGCAAGAUCAAAGCUUUGCUGCAGAAGAACUUUUUGCGCAUGUGGAGAAACGUCGGGGUGAUGUUGUUUAUAUUCGCGCUGCCUGUGAUGCAGGUGAAUCUCUUCUGUUUGGCCAUUGGUCGAGACCCGACGGACCUCAAAAUAGCCGUUGUCAAUGACGAAAUGAUCUGGGAAACGAAGGAUUGCAACUGGACGCAGCCGCAGAACACUUCCAGCGGCGAAUGUUCGUUCGAAAAUCUAAGCUGUCAGUAUCUAAAGCAUCUGGAUAAUUCGACGUUAAUAAAGGAGUAUUAUCGGGACACCGAGUCGGCCAUCGACGCUGUGCGGAGAGGCAAAGCUUGGGGAGCUUUAUACUUCUACGGCAACUUCAGUCAAGAAUUACUCGCGAGAAUGGCCCUGGGCAAGAACGUCGACGACGAUGUCUUCGAGUACAGCGAGGUUCACGUCUGGCUUGACAUGUCCAAUCAACAAAUUGGCUUGAUGCUCGCCCGGAAUCUGCAGUUCUCCUACAGGGACUUUGCCAAGAACCUGUUGACCUCGUGCGGUGAAAAUCCCAAGCUCGCCGACGUGCCGAUGCAGUUCAACGAUCCGAUUUACGGAUCGAACGAGCCGAGCUUCACGGAUUUCGUGGCUCCUGGUGUCAUUCUCACGAUCGUGUUUUUCUUGGCGGUGGCGCUGACGUCCUCGGCUUUGAUUAUCGAGCGAAUGGAGGGCCUGCUGGAUCGAAGCUGGGUAGCCGGUGUUUCGCCCGGCGAGAUCCUCUUCUCGCACGUGGUCACGCAAUUCGUCGUCAUGUGCGGCCAGACCGCCCUGGUGCUCAUCUUCAUGAUCUGGGUCUUCGGAGUCGAGUGCAAAGGAGAACUUGGCUGGGUCAUUGUGCUGACCAUACUCCAAGGACUUUGCGGCAUGUGUUUCGGCUUCGUUAUUUCGGCAAUUUGCGAACUCGAGCGAAACGCCAUCCAAUUGGCCCUCGGCAGCUUUUACCCGACUCUUUUGCUCAGCGGUGUCAUCUGGCCUGUGGAGGGUAUGCCCGUUUUCCUACGAUACAUCUCCGAUUGUCUGCCUUUGACCAUGGCGACUACGGCUCUGCGUUCGAUGCUCACUCGCGGCUGGAGCAUAACCGAGCCCGACGUUUACAAAGGUUACAUCUCGACCAUAUCGUGGAUCGUCAUUUUCUUGACGAUAAGUCUGCUGGUACUCAAGUUCAAACGAGGAUAGAGAGAUAAAUCGAGAGGAUCCAUAGAUAAAGUAGGAUUCGCACGAGGGACGGAGAGAUAUAGAGAGAGAGAAGGAGGAAAGGAACGAACGUAGGAGAAAUUAUAAAUAAUUACCUGUGUAUGUAGGCAAGGCAGAGUUGUACACACGGAAGAAAAUAUUGACGGGCCCGUGCCGCUACGAAGACGUGUGUGCCUGUCCGUGUGUUUGUGCGAGUCAAUGUGCGUGUGCGUGCGCGUGUGAAUGUGUUUUUGUAUGUACAAUAAUUAAAAGGCACGGAGUCGAUCGGUGCAAUGAUCGGCACACAUAUGUAAUAUGCAAGUUGCUCAACAUCGCAUAUUUGUAACAUGUAUAUGUUAAAUCAUGACGGCCACGAUGCCACACUUAUACUUCAUUUUUUCUGUUGUUUUCUGUUAUAAGUAUGUGUAUACGGGGACGCGUGAUACGCUCCGAGGCAUGAUGCAUAUAUAUUUACGAUAUACGCCAAGACCUAUUUUUUAAUUGUACUUUACAUGUUAUUUGAAAAAUCUAAUUUUUUCGUACUGUUAAAUAUUUUCCAUUAUCUUGAUUAAAUGAUAAUGCAAUCGAUGAGAGGAGGAAAAAUGAUGGGUCAUGAAUUGCUUGUUUUUCGUGCACUCGAGGAAAAAUUAAUCAUUUUAGUUAAUAAUUUUAUAAAUAUGAAUGAAUUUUUAGGACGAUUUAUAAGUUAUACAAAAUAUAUACAUAUGUAAUAAACAAAAAAACAAAUGGGGGAAAACUUGCAAAAUGUGUAUAGGAAAAAUAACGUCAUUUUUUGUUACAAGGAAAUCACGUAAAUAAGUUUUAUAUGUUUAUAAUGCGAUUUAGGUGAAUGUGUGAGAAUUUAUAAGAAAUUCACGAAUUAAUAUUAUUAAUUAAACGAAAAAAGUCAGUUGUCGAUUCUACUUGCCCAUGACUUAGAGGGUAGGUUUUAAUAUUUAACUCGUAAUAAAUAACAAACCUAAAAAAAUCUA
Trichogramma pretiosum is the source of this 4119-nucleotide messenger RNA. RefSeq names its product ABC transporter G family member 23 (gene snu). Gene Ontology annotation, cellular component: membrane. Lineage: Eukaryota; Metazoa; Arthropoda; Insecta; Hymenoptera; Trichogrammatidae. Gene Ontology annotation, molecular function: ATP hydrolysis activity; ATP binding; ABC-type transporter activity. The record is from RefSeq and is a predicted model, not a curated record. Bases 644 to 3130 code for a protein of 828 amino acids. The transcript has 14 exons.